UAGUGAUGAUAUAGACAAAUUUAUGGUAAAUUUAAAUCAGAUAUCUGAAAAAUUAAUAGAUUAUAUUUAUGUACUUGACGUAAAUAGUGAGGAAACUAUUCCAGCACUUAUAGAUAUAUUUGAUUCUAAGACUGUUGAAAAAUCUUUAAAUUUUUUUAUUAAUCAAUUGUAUGUAUAA
This is a messenger RNA of Scutellospora calospora, 178 nucleotides long. The record is from the annotation of a GenBank genome assembly. NCBI's taxonomy places the organism in Eukaryota, Fungi, Glomeromycota, Glomeromycetes, Diversisporales, Gigasporaceae.